This is a messenger RNA of Plasmodium gallinaceum, 5598 nucleotides long. RefSeq names its product conserved Plasmodium protein, unknown function. Lineage: Eukaryota; Apicomplexa; Aconoidasida; Haemosporida; Plasmodiidae. The record is from RefSeq and is a predicted model, not a curated record.
AUGGAUGGGUUUGAUGAAUCUAAAAUGAAACAACUUCAAUUAUUAAAAGAAAAAAUGAAAACAGCCAAAGCUCAAAAAUCAGAUGAAGUUAAAAAAAAUGAAGAAAUUUUUUCUCAUGAUGUAAAAAAUGUUAGAUCUUUUGAAAGUAAAGAUGUAAGAUUUAAUAAAACAGGCAAAAAAUUUUUUGAUAGUUUUUUUGCAAAUAAAAAAGGACCACAUAUUAAAAACAGAUAUCAAUUUCAACAAUCCAAAAGUAUGAAUUUUCCAUUUAAACAAAAAGGUGGAACACUUAAAUUAACAAACGAAGUAGAUUUAUUUGAUACUCCUUUAUCUUUUGAAGAAGUAAUGAGAAGAAAAAAUGAAAAGAAAAAAUUAGAAUUAGAAAAAAAUAAUCAGAAUAAUACUAAUGAUACAAUAAAUGUGAAACAACUAAGCCUAAAUGAAGUUAAAAAUGAUAAAAAUAUUUCAGAUUCAGUUCAAAGAAGUAAAAGUGAUAAUAAUGUUGAAAAGAAUCAGAAUAAUAGUGAAGUUAUUAAAAAUAAUAUAACAAUUAGUAAUGAAGUUGUUGAAAAUAAUCAUUUGUUAAAUGAUGAGAUUGUUGAAAAUUCUGAAUCAUUAAGUAUUGAUGUUAUAAAAAAUUCACAAUCAUUAAAUAUUGAAAUCUUAAGAAAUUCUCAAUCUCUAAAUAUUGAUACUUUUAAAAAUUAUUUCACACAUAACUUAAAUCAAAAUGAAAAUUUAUUGAAAGAAAAAACUCUUAGCAGUACCUUUCCGUUUUCUCGGAACACUUCAAAUGAAAACUGUAUAAAUAAUUUUAUAGAUAAAAAUGAUAUUAAUAAUACUUUAAAUACUUAUGUUAGUAAAGAAGUGAAAAAUAAUAUCACUAUUUUUUCAGAUAAUAUAAAAAAACUAAACGUUCAAAAUGAUGAAACCGUAAUUAAAAAUGUGAUAAGUAAUAAUAUAAGUAAUAAUCAAUCUAUAAUAACUGAGGAAAAAAAACAAAACAUUCCAAUUUCAGAUGGUUUUAUUUUAAGUGACAUCACUAAAAUAAAUAAAUUUAAUUUUAAUGAAACAAAUAAAACAAAUAAUUUAAAUAAUAACUUAAAUGUUAAUUUGAUGAAAUCAUCUAAUUCUCUUUUAAAUUCCAAUAAUUCAAUAAAUGAUAAUGAUAAAGCUAUUAACCAAAUAAGCAAUAAGUUUAAUAAUAUAAAUAAUUCAAACAUUUUAAAUAAUACAAAUAACUUUAAUAGUACAAAUAAUACAAAUUUAAAUAAUUUAAUUAAUAAAAACGAAAUAAAUAAUAAUUUAAAAAGUUCAAGUGAUAUUUUAAUUAAUUCAAAAGAUGAAAGUAAUAAUAUGAACAGCAGUACAAUAUUUAUGAAUACAAACAACAAAAGUAAUAUAUUUAAUAAUACAAAUAAUAAUACAAAUAAUAAUACAAAUAAUAAUACAAAUAAUAAUACAAAUAAUAAUAAUAAUAUUAAUAAUAAUAAUAUUAAUAAUAAUAAUAUUAAUAAUAAUAAUAUUAAUAAUAAUAAUAAUAAUAAUAACAACGUUUUUAAUAACACAAAUGAUAGUAACAACGUUUUUAAUAACACAAAUGAUAGUAACAACGUUUUUAAUAACACAAAUGAUAGUAACAAACUUUUUAAUGAAACAGGUAAUAGUAGCAACAUUUUUAAUUAUGUAAAUAAUUCUAAUAAUAUUUUUAAUAAUACAAAUAAUAAUAGAAAAUUUUUUAAUAGUAUGAAUAAUAACAAUAAAAAUUUUAAUAAUUUUGGUAAUAAUUUAAACAAUAGAAAUGGUAUUUUUAAUAAUACAAACAAAAAAAUGUCAAAUUUUAGUGAAAAUAUAAUAAACACUAAUAAUGAAUUAAUAAAUGAUAGUUAUACAAACAAAAUAAAUGUGAUAAAUAAUGAAAGCAAUGAUUCCAAUAUUAAAAAUAUCAAUUUAUUGAAAGUAUCUAAUAAUUGUGAAAACAGUUUUUUUAAUAAAAAUUUCUUUAACAAAAAUAUAAAUAGUUCUUUGAAAUAUAAUGAAAUAAGAAAAGAAAAUUCUAAUGAUUUUAAUAAUGAUUUAAAUUCAAGAGUUCUGAAAUUUAAAAACGCAUUGUCAAAUAUAAAAAAUUUGAGAAAUGAUUUUUUAAAAAAAAAUAAACAAGAAAAUAUAACUCCUAAACCUACUAUUGAAAAAACAAAUUUAGAUAAUAUCAGUAACGCUAAUACAGUGAUCAAAAAUGAUAGCAACAAUGAAUUUGUUAAUAAUAGUAUAAAUAAUUCUAAAUUUUCUGAAAAUGUUUCAGAUAAUCAUAUUAAUCACAAUAAUCCUAUUAAAGAUACUACCAAUAUUAAUAAAAAUGAUUUAAAGAUUAAUUUAUCAAAUAGUACUAUAAACAAUUUACAAAAUAAUAUAUAUGAAAAUAAUGAUUUAAACAAAAAAAAUGAAAAUAUCGAUUCUAAUUAUAUUCCUAAUAAAACAGCAAAUUACUUAAAUAAUUUAAACACACCAAUUUUUUCAGAUCAAAAUAAAAACCUUUUAAAAAAUGAAGAUACAAAAUUAUGUUCUUUAAAUAACAAUCAAAAUUUAACAGACUUUAAUUUAAAAGAAAUUUUAAAUAUAAAUAAGAAAAAUAAUUUAUUAAAUGAUAUUGAAACAAGUAAUACCCAUCAACUAACAAAAUGUAGCAACACAAAUAGAGAUAUAUGUCUUAAUAUGAAUAAAAAAAUAAAUGAUUCUUUUAAUAGUAAUAUAAAUAAUAUUAAUGAAAACAUCGAUAAUAACAAUAAUACUGGAAAUAUUAAUAAAAAUUUCAAUAGCAGUAGUAAUGAUAAUAAAAGUAUUAAUAAUAGUGUAAUUAAUAAUUCAAACGAUAAUAUAAAUGGUAUUAAUAAAAAUAUAGAUAAAAAUAUUAGUGAUAACAUAAAUAAUAUUGACAAAAAUAUAAAUAAUAAUAUUAAUAUAAAUAUUAUUAGUAAAAACUUAAAUAAUAUUAAUGAUAAUAGAAAUAAUACUAAUAAAAACAUUAAUAUUAAUAAUGUUGUAAAUGAUGAAAACGAAUUUAAGUCUAAUUCUACCAUAUUUAUUAAUUUAAAUAAGUUAAAUAAUGAAGAUUCUCAAGCACAUUUAAAUAAAGAAGAUAAAAUAUUAAAUAAUAUCAAUGAUGGAAAUAAUAAAAUAAAUAACAUUAAUGUAAAAGAAAUGAUUGAUAACAAUUUAGUUAAUAUAAAAAGUAAUCCAUCUGAUCAAUAUAAGAAUAAAAGUAAUUUAAGUUUAGGUUAUGAAUAUACUAAUAUUAACAAAAAUAAUGAAAGUAAAAUAAACUCUAAUGUAACUAAUCUCUCAUUUAAUAAGUCAUCCGAAAAUAUUGAAUGUAUCCUUAUACCAAAUGAAGAAAAUAAAAAUAUAAAUAAAUUAAAUGAAGAAAAUGAAAAUUUAAAUAAAUUAAAUGAAGAAAAUAAAAAUAUAAAUAAAUUAAAUGAAGAAAAUAAAAAUAUAAAUAAAUUAAAUGAAGAAAAUAAAAAUAUAAAUAAAUUAAAUGAAGAAAAUAAAAAUAUAAAUAAAUUAAAUGAAGAAAAUAAAAAUAUAAAUAAAUUAAAUGAAGAAAAUAAAAAUAUAAAUAAAUUAAAUGAAGAAAAUAAAAAUAUAAAANUAUUAAAUGAAGAAAAUAAAAAUAUAAAUAUAUCAAAUGAAGAAAAUAAAAAUAUAAGUCUAUUAAAUGAAGAAAGCAAAAAUAUAAGUUUAUUAAAUGAAGAAAAUAAAAAUAUAAAUAUAUCAAAUGAAGAAAAUAAAAAUAUAAGUCUAUUAAAUGAAGAAAAUGAGAAUAAAAUAGAUGAAAAUAUGAAUAGUAUUUUUAAUGAAUUCAAAAAAAAAAAAAUAAAUAAUGACAUUUUUGAUAUUUUUCAUGGAAAUUCCAGUGAUAAUUUGUUGAAUGUAAGUUCUGAAAAUUUUGAAAGAAAAGAAGAUUUUGAAAAAUUCAAUCAAAUUUAUAAAAAUAUAAAUUGUAUAAAUAAAAAUAUAAGCUAUAUAAAUAAAUAUGUUCCAUCAACUAUUGAAAAUGUAAAUAACUAUAUAGACGAAAAUAUUAAUUGUAUUGAAAACUAUGAUACUUUAUCUGUAGCAAAUCAAAUUUUUUUAGAUAAAAUAAAAAACUCGAACAAUUCAAUUGAAACAAAUAAUGAAUUAAAAUCAUUGAUUGAAAAUUUGAAUAAAAAAAUUAUGAAAAAUAUUGAUUCCUAUAAUGAAACAAAAAAUAAUGAAAAUAAUAAAAUCAUUCAUAAAUUUUGUAAUGAAACAAAUAGUAAUAUCAAUAAUAGUAAAAUUGAAAUAGAUAACGGAAUUAGUAGUAAUUUAUCAAAAAGUGUAAAUUUUUUAGAAAGUGGAGGAAUAAAUAUAAAUAUGUUAAGUUCUGUUGAAAAAUUAAAAUUAAUAAAUGAAACAUCAAAAGAAGUUUCAAGUAAUGAAGAUAAUGAUAUUAAUGAAAAGAUUCCUGAUCAUGUGCAAAAAAUUAUGCAAAGAAGAGAAUAUUUUAAAACAAAAAACAAAGUACAAAAAAGUAAAAACAAAAGAGUUUUAUUAAAACAAAUUAAACCUUUUGUUUCAUCCGAAUGUAGUGAAUCAUUCAGAAAUACAUUUUAUACAAAUGAAAAUAAUAAAAACAAUAUUUUUUCAUUAAAAAAUUUAAGCAACAUGAAUAUAAUAAAUCAUAUUCCAAGUAAAAAUAGUAAUAAUAAUAACACUCAAAUUUUAAAUCAAGAAGGAGUCAUUUAUACAAAUAAUCAACAUAUAAAAAAUAAUGAGAAUUCUAACAAUUUAUCUAUUUUUCCAUCACUUAACAACGGUGAUAUAAAUAUUUCAGAGAAAAAUAAAAUGGAAAAUAAUGAAACAAAUAUAGAAAAUUAUAAUAAAAAUGAUAAUGUUGUUUUUAGUAACACAAAUAUUAUGCAUGAAAAAGAUUUAAAUGAAAAUAAUAUAAAUGAGUCAGAUAUUAAUAAAGUAAAUUUAAUUUCUGAAGAUAUUACAUGUAAAAAUUUAAAUAAUUCAAAUAAUAAUAAUAUGUUAGAUGAAUCAGAAAGGAGUGAAAUUUUAUUAAAGAUGAAGAAUGAAAUAGAUAAUGAAUCUGAUUUUAUUUCUGACAUUUAUAAAUCUAUAGAUAAAAAUAAUUUUAUUUUCAAUAAUCAAAUAAAUGAAAGUUCAUGGAACAACAAUAGUGAAAUAUUAAAAAAAAGAAAACACAAUUGUAAUAUUAAUACAUGUGAUAAUGAAAUUAUCUUACCUGUUAAUUUAGAAAAUGAAAAUGAAAAUAAUAUGCAGAAAAAAAUAAAAUUAGAAUUAAGUUCAGAAAAUAAUAGAGAAGAAAAGAGCUUAUUAGAAAACCAAAAUGUUCAAAUAUCAUCGGAGGAAAGUAGAUAUAUCCAUAUGUCCAACUACGUAAAUGAUAUAAAAAAUUCUAAAACAUUAUCAGAAAUUUCAGUUACUUUAACUAAAUAUACAUUAGAAAAUGAAAAAAUUCUUUGUGAUAUUGUUAAUGAAAAUUUUAAUAUGUCAGUAAAAAUAUCAUCUUUGAAUGAUUUACCAUUUUUAUUUGAAGAACUUUCUUAA